UGCUUGAGACUUACUUCUAUUUUCUGAUCUAUGAAGCUGGAGCGAUUAAUGUGGUCUAGAAUUGCACUCAGAACAUUCUGGAAGUUCUCGCUCAAUGUCCGGGUGGUUUGUGAUGUGCUGAAACGGACCGGGUUCGGGAUGUCCGAUCAGGCGGUUCUGACGGUGCGUCUGGUUCGGUCUUUUGAGCAUCGCAACUUUAAACCUGUGGUUUUCAAAGGCGUCAGUUUAGACCAGACGGUGGAGGAGUUUAUUUCGUUUGUUAAGCAAGACGUUUCGACUAGAGCUGGUUUGCCUCCACCCUUCAAGAAGUUUGACUAUGACACAAUGAAAAUCAUUCAUCAGGCACAUGGAGCAAAGACAAAUGAGCUUGUAAUGAGUUUAGAGGAUGAUGAGAAGUUGAUUCUGCGUGGUGGCAGCAGGUUGCGAGCAUGUGAUGUUGCCAAUGAGACGGAACUGGCUUUCUUCAGAAUGGAAGACUAUGAAAAGUUCAAGGCCAGUCCCCAGACGGCAUGGUGAUGAACAGGAUGUGACACUAGAGUUCUUGGGAGUAUUAAUUUACCAAACACAGUACACACUUCUGUUCUGUUGUAAUGAACAAAUUAUCUAUUUUAAUUUCAUGUUUAACUUGAGUUUUUAUAAAUGCACUCUAUUUAUUUUGAGGGGAACUGAUUUUAUGUUGUCAGAGUAAUUAAUUGCUUUGAGAAUAAUAUUAAACACACCAGAUAAAUUGUUUUAUUUAAAUGACACCUUGGAGUCAUCAGAGAUGGUAUUGUCAUUGGUUUUUGUUAAAUAAAGUUUAGGCAUGAAUUAUGCUCUCACAUCAAAGAACUUGAUUAAUUAAUUAAAGGUUUAAUUUAGAACAUCUUUUCUGUACUACAUUCUCAGUGAGUAGUACUGUCACCUCGCAGCAAGAAGGUUCCCGGUUCAAAUUCCGGCUCACCCAGGCCCUUUCUGUAUGUUCUCCUUGUGUUUGCGUGGGUUUCCUCCAAGUGCUCCGGUUUCCCCCACAUUUCAAAAACAUGCAGGUUAAGUGAUUUGAAAACUCUAAAUUGCCCGUAGGUGAGAGUGUGUGUGUGGAUGUGUAUAUCUGUGUGUGUUGCCCUGUGAUGGACUGGCCACCUGUCCAGGAUGUUUCUCUGCCUUUGGCCCGAGACAGGUGGGAUAGGCUCUAACACUACCCUACAUGGGACAAGCGGCAAUAGAAUAUGGAUGGAAUCUUAAUACCUGCAGUUUUUCAAACUGAGGAAGUGAAACUGAAAAUAAAACACAUGCAAUCCUAGCAUGUUGUAAAAAAUAAAAAAAAAAAUAAAAAAAAAAAUCACUUAAGUGGAGGUAUAAGAAGCAAAAAAAAAAAAAAAAGAAUUUGAAUUAAAAUUUU
Molecule: messenger RNA, 1378 nt
Organism: Myxocyprinus asiaticus (Chinese sucker)
Lineage: Eukaryota; Metazoa; Chordata; Actinopteri; Cypriniformes; Catostomidae
Gene: c11h2orf76
Product: chromosome 11 C2orf76 homolog
Exons: 6
Coding region: 31-516 (161 amino acids)
Source: RefSeq, a predicted model, not a curated record